Populus trichocarpa (black cottonwood) is the source of this 1152-nucleotide messenger RNA. Its product is annotated as glycine-rich cell wall structural protein 1. The record is from RefSeq and is a predicted model, not a curated record. The transcript has 2 exons. Lineage: Eukaryota; Viridiplantae; Streptophyta; Magnoliopsida; Malpighiales; Salicaceae. Bases 1 to 1152 code for a protein of 383 amino acids.
AUGGGAAUCUCUAGUAAAUUCUUGUACCUGGCUCUUUUUGUCUUGAGCAUUGCUAGUGAUUUGAAUGGCAUUGAUUAUGGAGGUGAUAUGGGUGAUGAAAGCAACUAUGGUGGCCGAAGUGGAUGGAAGUCUGACAACGAUGAUAACAGUGAUAAUUGCUAUAAAAAUUGGCGAAGUUGUGGAAGCUUUUUCGGGAAUGGUAGAGAUUUUAGCACCCAAGGUAAAGGGGGUAGUCAUGGUAGUGGUGGUGGAGGAGGAGGAGGAGGUGGAGGUGGUGGAAGUCAUGAAGAUGAAGGAGGUGGACAUGGAGAAGGGUAUGGGGCUGGAGCAGGUGGUGGUGAUGCUAGUGUAGGAGGAGGAGGUGGCGGCGGAGAUGGUGGAGGUGGUGGAGAUGCAAGUGGUGGGUUUGGUCAUGGUAAAGGUUAUGGAUUUGGGGCUGGUGUUGGUGAAAAUGGUGAUGCGGGUGGAGGAGGAGGAGGAGGAGGAGGAGAGGGUGGCGGUGGAGGAAAAGGGGCCAGUGGAGGAUUUGGUCAUGGAAGUGGAUAUGGUGCUGGAGAGGGUAUUGGAGGUGGAGGUAAUGCAAGUGGUGAUGUUGGUGGUGGUGGUGGUGGAGGGGCAGGAGGUGGUGGUGGGGGAGGAGGGGCAAGAGGUUCAAGCCAAGGGUAUGGUCAUGGAAGUGGUUUUGGAGUAGGUGGUGGUGGUGGUGGUGGUGUAGGAGAAGGGGAAGUAGGUGGCGGUGGCGGAGGUGGUGGAGGUGGAGGUGGUGGGAGUGGUUCUAGUGGUGGGUAUGGUCAUGGUAGUGGCUUUGGAGCAGGUGGUGGUGUAAGUAGCAAUAGAGGAGGAGGUGGUGGUGGUGGUGGUGGUGGUGGUGGAGGAGGAGGAGGUGGCGGCAGCGGGGGUGGUGGUGGAGGAGGAGGAGGGGGAGGUGAUAGUAGUGGUAAUGGUGAAGGAUAUGGACAUGGUGAAGGUGGUGGUUUUGGAGUUGGUGGGGGCAAAGCUGGAGCGCCUACAGGACAGGGACAAGGUGGUUACAAGGGUCAUAAUAGCAACAAUGGCGUUAGCAUGGGAUUUGGAUUUGGCAUUGGCUUUGGGUUUGGUAUAGGAAAUGUUGAAGGUAAUGAUUCAAACGAUAGUGAUAAUGGUAAUCCUUAA